CUAUUGUUUACUAUAUAAAAUUUGAUCUUGGUAUUCUAAUUUAAUAUUUAUUACCAAAUAUUAAAUAGAAAGCAAUAGCUUUUUUUCAUUUAUAAUUUAAAUGUUUGGAUAACUUUAUAAAAUGGAUGCAAACACUACUAAAUCGUACUGGAAUGAUAUUGUCUUAGCUUUUCCAAUAUUAUCGAAAAAUGAGAAUUCUGAAAAAUGUGAUGAUGAACAAUUUCUCGUAAUAAAAAAAAUUAUUGUAGAAAAUAAACUAAUAAGUUUUGUUCAUGGAAUGGUAAUGCAUACAAUAAAACAAGAUUUGAUGUGUAAAAUUAAUGAUUUUUGGCUUUAUUUUAUGCCAUAUGAUGUUAUUGAAAUAACUAAUCUUUCAACACAUUAUGAUGCACCUGGAGAUUUUAGUGGAUUUGAAAAAUUUAAAUAUGCAAUUGAUGAAUUAUUUAAUUUAGCCCAAUCAUACGUUGAAACAAUAAACCGCCUACAGAUGUUAUUUGAAAAUAAUAGAAUAAAUUUGUUAAAAAAUCUGAAUGCUCAAAUUUGUGCUCUUAUACAUUCUCAACUCCCUAGCGAUUACAAUACAAUAAUCUAUCAGUUUUACAGAGUUGCAUUAAAAGUCUUUACCAAAGAUGAUAUUAUUGGAGAUAAAAAAAAUACAUCUAAAGAAGGAGCAUUUCAUUGCAAUGGUUGCUGUUCUGAAUUAAUUUCUUGUAAAUGCGAUUACAUAUUGGAAUCAUUCCAUUUAACUAACUGGCAAUUGAUCACUAUUGGCAUUUUAGAACCAUUAGCUGGUGACGUAAUAAUGGAUUUAAUACAUCAAAAAAUUGAAACAGAAGUUCAAGAAAUAACUAAAGAAAAUUUUGGAGAACACCAUAUAUCAGCUUUAGAAAAAUGGAUAGAUACAAAUGUUUAUAACUGGAUGAAAUAUAUAUACAAACCGAAAUGUAGCACAACAAAAACUAUAGAAGAUGCUAAUUUAGCAAUAUUUAUGAGGAAACUUAAACACCUACUUUAUGAAUCAUAUACUAGAACAAGAAUUGAUCAAUUAUUUAACAUUAUAAUUGAAUACCCAGAUUCAGAACCAGCCGUUGUUGACCUAUCAUCAACAUUACAAAAGACUGAUUUUAAACCUGAAUUAUGUAAAAAAUUACAAAAUGCUUUACAUAGUAGAUUAUUGCAUCCGGCUGUGAAUACCAUUGAUAUUAUAACCGCUUAUACUGCUGCAAUUAAAGUAUUAAGAAAAAUUGAUCCUUGUGGGGCACUUUUGCAAGAAGUUACUCAGCCAAUAAGAGCAUAUUUGCGAAGUCGAAAGGAUACAGUUCGAUGUGUAAUGACCACUCUUACAGAAGAAGGUCAUUAUCUCACUGAUGAACUAGUGAGAAAUGAAAAUGUUUUAGAUGAAGAUGAUGUUUGUGAAGAAGAAAGUAUGGCAGAAUGGGCUAAAUGGGUGCCAGAUCCAGUAGAUGCUAAUCCAUCUAAAUCUUCUAAACGUUUCCGUAAUUCGGAUACUGUAUCGAUGCUUGUCGAUAUUUAUGGUACUCGAGAAUUAUUUGUUAAUGAAUAUAGAGCUUUAUUAGCUGAUCGUCUUCUUACACAGUUUAUGGACAAUAUAGGUGAUGAGAUAAGAUACUUAGAAUUACUAAAAUUGAGAUUUGGAGAUUCAUUGUUACAUUCAUGUUCUGUAAUGUUAAAAGACGUAUAUGAUUCUAAACGUAUUAAUCACCAUUUAUAUUCUGAUCCAACUUCAAAUUUAUCAUCUAAUAAUUUAAAUAAUAAACUUGAGUUUCCAGUUAGAGCUAUUAUUGUAUCUAAUCAAUUUUGGCCUAAUUUCAAAGAUAAUUUUAAUGUAGAGUUACCUUCAGUUAUUCAAAAGCACUUGGAUAACUAUACAAAAGCGUUUGAAUCAUUUAAAGGUAAUAGAACUUUAAAUUGGAAGCCUAAUCUUGGAAUAAUCAAUAUAGAUUUAGUGUUAAAAGAUAAAACAUUGAAUUUUACUGUUUCACCAAUUCAUGCUACAAUUAUAUGGCAUUUUCAAGAGCAAGAGGAAUGGACUAUUAAUGACUUAAGUAUAAAAAUGCGUGUACCAGCAACAACCUUAAGACGCCGUAUAGGAUUCUGGCAAAACCAAGGUUUGUUAAGAGAAAAGUCUUUUGACACCUUUAUUUUUGUGGAAGAUGGUAUUCCAACUACAAGCAUUUCAGGAAAAGGUAAUCGAACAAGUUUUGUUGGUCGUAAUUCUGAAUUUGUUUAUGGUGAUGAUGAUGAUGAAAUGGAAAGUGCUGUGGCAUCUGCUCAAGAUCAAAGAGAAGAAGAAUUACAGGUGUUCUGGUCAUAUAUUGUGGGUAUGUUAACAAAUCUGGAUUCAUUGCCAUUAGAUAGAAUUCAUCAAAUGUUGAAAAUGUUUGCUACUCAAGGAACUGGUGUGGAUUGUAGUCUUACACAACUUCGUCUUUUCCUUGAUGAAAAAGUCAAACAACAUCUUUUAAUUUUUACAGGAGGUCGUUAUAAACUAUCUAAAUAAUAUAAUUUUUAUGUUAAGUCUGUUAAUUAUUAGUAAAAUUAAAACUUUUAUUUUUGAAAA
This is a messenger RNA of Rhopalosiphum maidis (corn leaf aphid), 2581 nucleotides long. RefSeq names its product anaphase-promoting complex subunit 2 (gene morula). NCBI's taxonomy places the organism in Eukaryota, Metazoa, Arthropoda, Insecta, Hemiptera, Aphididae. The transcript is spliced from 13 exons. The record is from RefSeq and is a predicted model, not a curated record. Gene Ontology annotation, cellular component: anaphase-promoting complex. The coding region runs from base 122 to 2521 and encodes 799 amino acids. Gene Ontology annotation, biological process: ubiquitin-dependent protein catabolic process. Gene Ontology annotation, molecular function: ubiquitin protein ligase binding.